Messenger RNA from Folsomia candida, 1944 nucleotides. RefSeq lists its product as uncharacterized. The transcript has 2 exons. Bases 278 to 1636 code for a protein of 452 amino acids. NCBI's taxonomy places the organism in Eukaryota, Metazoa, Arthropoda, Collembola, Entomobryomorpha, Isotomidae. The record is from RefSeq and is a predicted model, not a curated record.
CUAGAAAAAUCUUUAAAAAAUUAUUUACGAAUGAAUUUGGCAGGCGAAUUAAUUUUACGGGUAAAGGAAACAAGACAUCGAUGAAAAACCUAAAACUAUUGGAAGUCGUAAAAGAAACCGUGCGAAACGUCUUUACGGUUGAGUCCGUUCCCGAUCCCAAAAAUCCCAGCGGCCGUAUUCCCACCGAUGAUAUAAUUCAAACUGCAGCAAUGAAUUGGUUUCGUUCUUCAAAAAGUAGGUGCAACGACGACGCUCCCUCGGGAAUUGCAUCAUAAUCAUGGAUCGAGAUGGAAAAUCACCGAGAAACAUUAGGCGAAUAAUUGCAAAACGGGUUAGAGAGAAUCUCACUCGUGCAAAAAACAUACCUGCUAUUAGUAAUAAUCUUGUAAAUUUAGAUAUAUGUGAUUCUGUCGUUGAGGAUAGCGAUUCAGGUAGUAAUAUUAGCAAUAAUGAUAGAAGCAGUAAUGUUAUCCAUAAUAGUGACGAGCCAUUAGUUUCCGAUUCACUAAGCGACAAUGGUGUAGUAGAAAAUGAUAGGAAUAUUUUAGAUUUAACACGGGACUUGAGGGACUGGUCGCUUCGACAUAACAUAACGGGAGUAGCUUUAAACGAUCUUCUACGCAUAUUUAACUUUUAUCAAGAAUUUAGAUUUCUUCCAUUGGAUAGUAGGACAUUGCUUAAAAACUCAAUUAAAUACUCUAUGAAAACUAUCGGUCAGGGUCAAUAUGCACACUUUGAUGUUAUUCAAAAUAUAAAACGGCAAAUAGAUUCCAAUUGUAUUCUUGCUUCUGGUAGCGAAAUUAAAUUAAACCUUAUAUUUAGUUUUGAUGGAUUGCCCAUUUCUAAGAGUAACAGUAACCAGUUUUGGCCAAUUCAAGCAAAGUGUGAAGAAAGUACGUACGGCGUAUUUGUCGUGGGUUUAUUUUAUGGCAAGACAAAACCAGAAAGUAUUGACGAAUACUUGAUGGAUUUGAUAGCAGAGUUAAAAAGUUUGCGAGUUGGGAUUAGUUACAAUAAUUUGAAAAUAUUUUGUAAGGUUUCAUUAAUAAAAGCUGAUGCGCCAGCCAGGAGUUUUUUAAAGCAAUGUAAAAGUCAUAAUGCAUACAAUGGAUGCGAGAAAUGUAUAGAUCCAGGUUUCUGGAAGGGACGUGUAAUUUUCAGAACAUUCGAUAGUCCACUUAGGACAGAUCAAGAUUUUUAUGUUCAAAAAGAUAAACACCACCAUGUAGGCAUUUCCCCGUUUACGGAGCUUAAAAUUUUGAUGAUUUCUUCGGUUCCUCUUGACUACAUGCACCUCAUUUGCUUAGGUGUGGUUAGAAAACUAUUAAGAAGUUGGGUAAAAGGUCCAUUGCCAUUUAAAUUAUCUUCUCGUGAUAUUUCAACUUUAUCAAGUAAAUUAGUAUUAUUUUCGCAUAGUUGCCCUAAAGAAUUUUGUCGUAAGCCGAGGUCAGUAAAAGAGUUAGAUAUAUGGAAAGCGACAGAGUUUAGAACUUUUCUUCUUUAUACAGGACCCGUCGCUUUAAAAGGAUUAUUGUCGCCGAAAAAGUAUACACAUUUUUUAAAUCUUUGCGUAGCAGUCACGAUUCUUAUAACUACCAAGGCGCAAGCAAAUAAUUGGAACGAUUAUGCACGAUAGCUUUUAUUGAAGUUUGUUAAAAAUGUUCCCAAUUUAUAUGAAGAAGAGUUCUUAUCAUAUAAUAUGCAUUCUCUUAUACAUAUUAGUGAUGACGCUUUAAAGCAUGGCCCGUUAGAUUCUUUUAGUGCUUUCGAUUUCGAAAAUAAUAUGCAAGUAAUAAAGCGCUCGCUACGAGCUCACUAUAUACCUUUUGAGCAAACUGUGAAUCGCACUGCUGAGAGAGAAAAUCAUAAGUACCAGUCCCCUGUGAAUUUAAAUAGACACUGUAUUAUAAAAUCGAACGGAAAAGAUCAUUGUUUUAUAUUAAA